UUUAUGUUAUUAAUUUAAUACAAAUGAUUCUUUAUUUAAUAAGAAAACAUAUUUCAUCUAUGCAAAAGGCACAAUUAAAAAUUAAUUAAAAAAAAAUAUCAUGUCAAAAAUAACAUCGAAAACUAAGAAUACUAUUAUUAAAAUAUCAAAAAUGAAAAAUUCCACUGAAAUAAUAAAUACAAGAUCCAUAACAAAAAUCAAAAAUACAAAAAAUAGAAAAGGUAAAACAUCUAUUUCAAAAACUAAAGAAAUCACUCCAAAAGAAAAACAUAAAAUUACAAGAAAUAAAAAGUUAUCUAAGGAAGAUAUUAAUGAUACAGUGAAAUCAGAAAAUAUUGUUACACAUAAUAAUUCUAAUAUGAAUAAUCAAGAAUCAAAAAAUAAAAAAAGAAAACUUAUUACAAGAGUAAAAAAGAAUAUUUCAAAGCAAAUGUCUUUAAAAGAAUCAUUUUUAAACCAAUCUAAAAUACAUUUUUUAAGAUCUUCUAAAAAUUCUAAGAAGUCUAUGAGUGGAAUAUCAACAAAGAAAUUAUCUACUAAUAAAAAAAAAUUACCAAUUUAUAAACAUGUUUCACCAGAAAAGCAGAAAGAAAAUGUCAGUGAAAUAUAUGAAUUUAAAUUUGAUAUUAAUGAUUCAAAUGAAAGAUUACCAAAGAAACAAAAAAGAAAAAUAGUUACUAAAAGAAAAGUUACAAAUAGAAAAAAGAAAAAUAUCCCUGUGAAACAAGUUGCUAAAAAAAAAUCAAUUAUUAAAAAAAGUGAAGAAAUUAAAAAUUCAGAUUUUGUAGAAUUUGAAAAAAAAAAAGAUUCUAUGGAACAUUUGAAUAUUAGAGAUAAUAUAUUAAAAGAAAAUUUAGUAAAAAAUCUUAAACCAAAUAUAGAAGUAAAUAAACAAGUGAAGAGUUCAGAAAAUAUAAUCAAAGAACGUACUAUUGAUGAAUUAGUUACAAAACCUACAAUUAUAUCAGUAAAAGAUUUAAGUGAUAAAAGAAUUUCAAUAAUAGAUACUUCACAAAUAUCAAAUUCAAAUGAUUUUAAACCAUUUAGGCCAACAAAUAUUUUUAAUAAUAAACAAAUGAUACAACAAAAUAAUACACUUAAUUAUUCUUUAUUUGAAAAAUCUUUAUCACCAAUUAGAAAAUCAUUAGAAAAUUCUCAGAUGCUCUGCAGUCCUUGGAGAGCAUCAUUACUUACAUUUUCUCAAGUAAAAAAUGUAUUUCAAAGCACACCUAAAAAUAAUAAUUAUGAUAUUAUUAGUAAAAAACUUGUACGAACAUUAAAUGAAUCUAAACAAUUUGGAAAUAUAACAAAAACAAAAAACAUUUUACAAAAAAAUAAUGAAAAUAUAAGUAAAGAAGAGCAUAUAAAUACUAAUACUCCCAAAAAGAAAAAUCCUUUAACUUCAAGAAAAUUUGGUACAGAAAUUACAAAUAUCGAUCACUCCUUACAAUUUAAAUCUUCAAUAGAACAAAUAAAUGAACAUAUACCAAUUGAAACUGAAAAUAUUCAGUCAAAUAUACAAUCAAUCAGUGUUACUUCUAAUGUAAAUAAUGCAUUUAAAUUUGACAAUAAAGAAAUUAAAAAAAAUAUUACAUUAAGUCCAAAAAAAAAUCUUAAAAAAGAAAUAAUUAGCACACAAGUUCAAGAAAAUAUAUUAAAUGUAAAAGCUAAUGAACAAAAAGAAAAUUUUAUUUCUCAACCUGGACCAUCAGGUUUACAAAGUAAUUCAAUUUUUAAUGAGAAAAGAAUUCUGAAACAAUCAAAUUUAAAUAAUUUCCUUAAUAUAAUGGAACUACCACAAUGCACAACAAUUAAAACACCACAUGGAAUUUUUGAUGAUACACAAUCAAUAUCAAUAAUCAAUAAAUCAAUAAAGAAAGUUAAUGAAUCUAAUAUAAAAUUAAAUAACACAUUUGGUUUUAGUGAUAGUGAAUCUGAUCAAGAGGUAUCUUCUAUUAAGCAUAAAAUUGAAAGUAACAAACAAGAAAAAUUUAUUCAAUCGAAUGUAAUUAUACAUGACAUAAAACUUACUGCAAGAUUAUCAAUUGAUGAGAUAAAAAAUAAGUUGCUUAUUAAAAAUUUAAAAGAAGAGAAAGAUACACAUAAUAAAGAAAAUAUAUUAAUUAAAAAUAAAGAAAUAAAAAAAUUACCCAAAGAAAAAAAGAAACAAAUUGAUAUUUUGAAUUUUUCUGAUACAUUUGAUAUUCUAUCUGAAACAGGUGAAACAUCUCUAGUGUCUUCGUCUAAUAUUCCACUAUUUACUGAUUUUGAACCAUCUCACUUUACACAGCCUCCACGACAUUCAUAUAAACGCAAACGUAAUGUAAAAUAUAGUUUUUCUGAAGAAGAAAAUGAAGAAGAGGAAAUGGAAUCAAUUGAACAUGAAGUAAAACGAAAGAAAACUAAUAAAUUGAAAAUGGAGCAAGAAAAAAGAUUACAGAAAUGGGUCCAGGACAUCAACAGAACUUUUCAUGAAAUAGAUCAGCAUGAACUUGUAAUUGAAUAAAUUUAUUAUUAUCAUAAAAAGAUGAAACAAAUAUUAUUAAUUUUAAAAAAAUAUAUAUUAAUAAUUUUUAUUAUUUUAUCAUAGAUAUUUUAUUAUUAUUUUUAUUAAGAAUAUAUAAAUUUUUGAAUAAUACUUGUAACAAUAUAAUAGAUUAAAGACUUUUUGUUUAUAUAAAAAAAGUAAUUUUAUAUUUUCAGCCUGUAUAUAUGCAUUUGAUAUAAAUAUAUAAUAAUAUU
Molecule: messenger RNA, 2742 nt
Organism: Apis florea (little honeybee)
Lineage: Eukaryota; Metazoa; Arthropoda; Insecta; Hymenoptera; Apidae
Source: RefSeq, a predicted model, not a curated record